Phaedon cochleariae (mustard beetle) is the source of this 756-nucleotide messenger RNA. The record is from the annotation of a GenBank genome assembly. Lineage: Eukaryota; Metazoa; Arthropoda; Insecta; Coleoptera; Chrysomelidae.
AUGUGGAGGUUUCUUUUAGCCACUGUAGCCCUAGCCACCUACGUUCAAGGGCUGUCCACCCCUCAAUCAGGGGAUGAACUGGUCUCCAGCGUUUUGGACAAUUGCAUCGACAUGGCUUGCGUCAAGCAAAACGUUCUGGGAUACUUAGACAACAUCAAUGGACUAACUAGUGACCCUAGAAAUGCUAAGAACAUUGAUGCUGCCAUCUUCAAAAGGGCUGCGAGGUUUCUGAAGACGCAUGAAUUCAGAUUCAAAGUUCCAGAAGCUGUGUUGGAUCAGACUGAAGUCAUUUACAACCCGAAGUCUGGUCUGGACAUCCUGACUAAAGAAACCGAAGAAGAAUCUAGGGGUCUAGGAUUGAAGAAGAAACUACUUUUCCCGGUACUCUUGUUAUUGAAACUCAAGAUGAAGCUGUUGAUGCCUCUGUUCGUGGCUCUGAUUGGUCUCAAAGCCACCAAAGCUUUGAUCCUCAGCAAACUAGCUAUUGUCAUCGUACUCGGAUUCAUUGUUUACCAAUUCUUAGGCAAAUCAGGUAUGCCGAUGCCAAUGUCAAUGAUGCCACUAGAACCGCCUGCACCACUUUACGGAGUACCAGGACCUUCCACAGCUCCACCCAGUUCCUACGAACCAGGGUGGGAACCUAACCAGGGUGGUCCCUACCAACGCGUGUGGAAUGGAAACAGUGAUGCCCAGAGCAUGGCGUACUCCGGGUACUAUCCAGGUACUCCGGCUGCUACCUCCACCAACAACCCUUGA